UCUUUCAUAUAUAAUACUUUUUCUUGUUUUCCCUUUCUUCUUCUAUCACUCUAUUUAUUUAUUUAUUUAUUUAUUUAUUUAAUAUUUUUGUUGCUCUCUGUUUUGGCUGAUCAUUAUAGCAGCUUUAUUAAUAAUAUUUCACUUGUUAUUCUUUUAUAUAUAUAUAUAUAUAUAUAUUACUCUGGGCGCUGGUCUUUUUAUUUAUUUUUUAAUAUAUAAUAAUAUAUAUUACAUACAUAUAUCUUCUCCUACACAGCCAUCUUAUUUGGAUCCAAAUAAGGAUAUUUCUCUUAAUACACUCACUUCACCUACGCCUACAAGAACAACUACAAGAACAACUACACAUCAUAUACAAACGCACUAGCACUCGUACUCUGUACUAAGGACUCUGCACUCUGCACUCUACACUCUGCACUCUGCACAUACGUUCACGCAUACGCUCACUCAUACAUACUCGCAUACAUACUCGCAUACAUACACAAAGUGGAAUAAAGAAUAAGCUAUAUAUAUAUAUAUAUAUAUCUGUAUAAAAAUGAACGACUUUAGCUACCCAGCCACCAAAGAACUCAACAAAACAAUGCCCCUCUACCACGAUGGUUAUCAAGCCGACAGAACCUUCCAGUCCGAACAAUCCCCUUUAUCACCUGAUCCAUGGGCCGAGUCUACUGCUCCAGAUCCGGUGAGCUGCGACCUCCAGGAUGUAAUCAUCUGUUACCAGUCACAACCAGAUCUCCUCAAGCUCAUUCUUCUCAGCAAGGUCGAGGAGGACAAGCGACGAGCAGAAGAAGCCAAGCUACGAGCCAAAGAACUUGACCUUCUCUUACUCCAACACUCCUUCCAUUCGCUCUCCGCCAAUGCCUUUUCACUCGACGCCAUGCUACACCUCUCCCCCGACCAGCGAUCGAUGCUCUCUCAACUCCAAGGCGUCGGCUCUCACCACAACCGACGACACAGUUCGGAUCAUAAUAUUCACAAUACCACCGCCACCGCCACCAAUAACAGUAGUAUGGAUCUUGAUGAUAGUCGCCGAGACUCUACUAUUGGAUCAUCCUUUGACGGAAGUGCCAAUUCUGACGAACUCGAAUCAUCUUCUUCAUUUUCUCCUAUUCCCGCCACAGCCAUGCCCUCUCUCCUCAGCAUGACCACAAAUUUGGAUGAGAUCAAAGCGUGUGAUUCUAAUUCUAUUGUUAUGAUGACGUUUAGCUACACACAGCCAAUGGCAGGCCUUGGGCACCCCAAACACACUAUUACACAUCCGCUGUCUCCGCCAUCAUAUCCACAUUUAGGUUUAGAUGAGCCUUUCCAACUAGAUGAUGUUGACCCACAGCAAUUAUUAUCUCCACACCCACACCCACAUUCACACACAAACUCACAUACACAUCCACAUACACACCAACACCAAAAUUCACAUUCACACCAAAAUCAACUACCGCCACCGCCACCACAAUCCUCAUCUCCAACCCAAAGUCCAUGUGGAGAAUCAACAGCCCAGCGACCACGGCGGAGGCGGGAGAUGCAGGCGAUCACAAAGAUUGUAGAGACACGCGAACACCCCUAUGUGGAUGGCUAUUUCUGGAAAAACAAUGGAAACACCAUUCAAAAAAAGACAGGCAACAAGAGUGUGUAUUACAAAUGUUCGAACAGUAGCAAGGGAUGUCCUGUUAACAAGACAGUUACAUGGAAGGACAGAGGAGAGUAUAUGAUCAAGUAUAGAGGUGACCAUUUGGUAGAGUGCAACAAAGUUCAGCGUAUUGUUGAUAUGUAAAUAAUAGAUAACCCAAAAUAUAUAUUAUAAAUAUUUAUAAUCAAAAAUCACCUUUAAAAAAUAAUUAAUUAAAACAAUAAAAGCAUAAUAAUUAUAAUGAUAUGUAUAACUGUAAAUAACAAUAUUUCCCCUCCCACCUCUUCUUCUUCUACCAAUACUUCUUUAUAAAAUAUAUAUAUAUAAAUAUUUAUAUAAAAAAAAAAUUCUUUUCUUCAAGACUUUAUUUGUACACAUGUUAUAUACAAAAAUGGAUCCCAUUGGAGCUUUAAGCACAAAGAAAGCGUAAUUAAUUUGAUAUAAUUAUAAUAAUUUUCUUUACUCCUCUUUGUCAUUAAAUAAAUAGAUAUAAUUUGAAUG
Messenger RNA from Phycomyces blakesleeanus NRRL 1555(-), 2122 nucleotides. RefSeq names its product DNA-binding WRKY transcription factor. Gene Ontology annotation, biological process: regulation of DNA-templated transcription. Lineage: Eukaryota; Fungi; Mucoromycota; Mucoromycetes; Mucorales; Phycomycetaceae. The record is from RefSeq and is a predicted model, not a curated record. The coding region runs from base 533 to 1765 and encodes 410 amino acids. The transcript is spliced from 3 exons. Gene Ontology annotation, molecular function: DNA-binding transcription factor activity; sequence-specific DNA binding.